AUGUCUCCUGAUAAUCCUCCUGUAAAACCAGCUACUAAAGAAGAAAACCAAAACAGUGGUAACCGGAAAACAGGCUCAACAAGGCCACAAGAGCAAGCCCCAAAGUGUCCAAGAUGUGAUUCUCCCAACACGAAAUUCUGUUACUACAACAACUACAGUCUCACUCAACCAAGGCAUUUUUGCAAGACUUGUCGUAGGUACUGGACUAAAGGUGGGGCUUUGCGUAACGUACCAAUCGGUGGAGGUUGCCGCAAGAACAAGAAGAUAAAAUCAUCUUCAAGGCUGUCAGGUGACUCAAAAGACUCCACCUCAUCCUCAGAGAUGGGUGGAUUGAACUUGUUUCACGGCCUUUCUCCAGCCAUGGAUUUUCAGCUUGGUGGAUUGUCAUUUCCUAGGCUUAAUCCAUCACCAGCUGGUAUUUACAACCACUUUGCUUCAUAUGGAGACAGUACUAGCCCUUCUUUCAGUCUUGAUCCAUCUGGUAGCUCUAGUUCUUUGAUGGGGUUUAGUAAUUAUCCAUUAUCUUUAGUUACUAGUGGCCUUAGUGGUGCAACUCAGGAGAUGGGUUCCUUGAAUGUUAAUAGUAGCCUUGCUUCUUCAAUUGAGUCUUUAAGUUCCAUAAACCAAGAUUUACAUUGGAAGUUGCAGCAGCAAAGAUUAGCUAUGCUUUUUGGUGGAGAGAAUAAAAAGGAAAAUAGCACUAGUGUUUCUUCAGUUCCACUUGAGAACCAAGCACAAAAGCCACAACCCAGUUUGUUCCAGAAUCUGGAGGCCUCAAAACCAGAAAUUUCAGCUGUUGAGAAUCCAAGAAAAGGCACAAGCAAUGAAACCUCUAUGGAAUGGUUCUUUGGGAAUUCUCAUGCACCGGUAAUUCCAACUCCAACCACUAGCAGCAAUGGCAAUGAUAAUACAAGCAACUGGAAUGGGGUUCAAGCAUGGAAUGAUUUGCAUCAGUACAGCACGUUGCCCUAA
Molecule: messenger RNA, 972 nt
Organism: Durio zibethinus
Lineage: Eukaryota; Viridiplantae; Streptophyta; Magnoliopsida; Malvales; Malvaceae
Source: RefSeq, a predicted model, not a curated record